Molecule: messenger RNA, 1533 nt
Organism: Oreochromis niloticus (Nile tilapia)
Lineage: Eukaryota; Metazoa; Chordata; Actinopteri; Cichliformes; Cichlidae
Gene: colec11
Product: collectin sub-family member 11
Exons: 7
Coding region: 179-1018 (279 amino acids)
Source: RefSeq, a predicted model, not a curated record
GUUUACAAAAGUCCUAUCACACACAUUCUGUGGUGCCUGUGUAGAGGAACAUGAAAUGCUCUUGUAGGACCACCAGCACUCAAAGCUCCUACAAAUCUUUGGACAUUAGCAUUACUUUUUUACUUCUGUCUGGAAAAUACUUCUAAAGCAUAGCCCCCUAAUCAUCCCAUGUAGAAGAAUGACCGGUGAGAAACUGUUACUGCCAGUGAUACUAAUGUCUGUAGUGAUGAGUUUAUUACCAAUGCAGACAUCAUAUGGACAACACUUGCCAGAGGAAUCUUGCACUGUUCAGAUCCUUGUCCCCGGACUCAAAGGAGAACCCGGAGAAAAAGGACAAAAGGGAGCACCUGGGAGACCAGGAAGAGUUGGUCCGCCAGGGGAGAUUGGUCCACCUGGGGUCAAAGGACACAAAGGCAUUAUGGGACGUUAUGGAAAAGUUGGCCCAAGUGGAAUGAAAGGAUUCAAGGGAGAUCCAGGUGACCCUGGUCCAAGAGGCCCAGACGGAGAACCAGGCGUUCCCUGUGAGUGUGCGCCAAUGAGAAGGAUGAUUGGAGAAAUGGACAUUCUUGUGGCUCAGCUUUCCUCAGAACUAAAAUUCAUUAAAACUGCACUGCCCUCCCCUGCAGCUGUUGCUGGCAUUAAGGAAACAGACAGUAAGGUCUAUCUGUUGGUGAAGGAAGCGAAGCGCUACACCGAGGCUGAGGGCUACUGCCAGACGAGGGGAGGGCACCUGGUCAUGCCGAAGGAUGAGGGAGCAAACGCAGCCAUCGCAGGGUACAUAACCGACGCUGGCCUGAGCAGAGUUUACAUUGGCAUUCAUGACCUCGAGCGCGAAGGUGUUUUCACCUACGUGGAUCACUCUCCCAUGACCACUUUCAGCAAAUGGAGAAAAGGAGAACCCAACAAUGCCUAUGAUGAUGAGGACUGUGCUGAGAUGGUGACCUCUGGGGAGUGGACUGAUGUGGCGUGCCAUCCCACAAUGUAUUUUGUUUGUGAAUUUGACAAGGACAACAUCUGAGGCCAGUAUAUGUUAACAGACUGCAGACAGGACAAAUGUAAUGGAGCAAAAACUGUAAUCUUAUCAUUUUGCUGUAUCCUCUAUCUGUAAAUAUGACGACAAAAUGAUACACAAGUUGUGCAAAGUAGUAUAGUUUCAACUUCUUUUUUGCUUAUGAGCUCAUAAGCUAUUUAUUUUCUGAACAUCCAAAACAUCCAAAUGUUUGUAAUAUUUUUUUUACAUCCUUGAUACGUACUCUGAGAUAAAUUAGUGUUUCCAUAAGCAUGCCAGGAACUGAGUUUUUAUUUAAUUCAGAAUAUCCACUGAGCAAUAUUUGUAGCAGUACCAUAGACAAACAGUGCAAAUAAGCAAAUAUAGAGAGCUGUGGCUUGUGUAGAAAAAAAAUACAAUUAAAAGACAGAUUUUCAUUCCAGUUGAGUGCAUUUAAUCAGAGGAACGGUAUACAGCAUGCAUUCUACAUUCAUGUGUUGUGCAAUAAACAUUUAAACAUAGUUUAAAAAUAAAUUUUUUGCACA